Messenger RNA from Schistosoma guineensis, 2510 nucleotides. The record is from the annotation of a GenBank genome assembly. Lineage: Eukaryota; Metazoa; Platyhelminthes; Trematoda; Strigeidida; Schistosomatidae.
AAGUUUAUAUCGAAUUACCAAUCAUAAAUAGGAUAUAUAUUUGGAUCGAUGAUCAUUAUCCCUUAUUUUUGAUAGAAAUAUAAGGGAAAAGAGAAGAGGGGAGGGGAGGGAAGGGAUUAAUGUAUAUCCAUAUUCUCAUAGUUUCUUUGACUAUGUAACUUAUUUCAAAACUAAGUUGUUAUAUUGUAUGUUGUAUAAUUAAGUCUAUUUUAAUCGAUAAAUAGAAAAAUGUUAGUAAAUAAAAACCAUCUGUUUUAUAAUUUAGUAGUAUUUCUCUUUUGCUCUCUAUCACUUUUUUUUUUUAAAAAGAAUAAUUAAAUCACUAAACAUGCCUGAAGAAACAGAAGUUAACAAUGGGAUAACAGAGAAUAAAACUGUUGAAACAACAGAAUUAAUAAAGGAAAAUGUGAUUGUUUCAGAGAAAGAAAUUAAAACUUAUAAAUGUGUAACUCUUGGAGCAUUUGGUGGUUCAAAACAUAUUAGAAUAGAUAUGAAUGAAGUGAAAUCAGUAGGGAAAAAUGAAGUUGCUAUUGAUGUACAAGCAUGCGGUAUCAACUUUCUUGAUAUAAUGACAAGACAAGGUCUUAUUGAUCAAGCAAUGAAACCUCCAUUCAUUUUGGGAUCUGAAUGUACUGGAAUUAUUAGUGAAGUCGGUGAAAAAGUAACAUCUUAUAAGGUUGGUGAUCCAGUUAUAGUUCUACUUGAUAAUGGUGCUUGGAGUGAACGUCUUGUAUUACCAAUUAUAGAAAAAGCUAAUACUAAUCAAACAAAUUCAACAACACAAUCUGGAGAUGUUGAAUGUACGGAAUCAAAUGAAUUUGGAAAGAUCAAGUCAAUUAUACUACCAAGACCAAAAACAUUAGAUGUUAAUAGAGCUGCAAUUAUUAGCUUUGCUUAUAUUCCAGCUUAUAUAUUAACCUAUCAUAUACUUAAUGUUCAUUCUGGUGAUGUAGUUUUGAUAUUUUCAGCUGGCGGUGGAGUAGGAACUGCUUUAGGACAAUUAAUGAAACUUAUACCAAAUGUAACUUUAAUUGGUAUUGCCUCUAAGGCAAAACAUGAAAAGUUGACAAAAAUCUAUGAUAUACUGUUAGAACCUGAUCAAGAUUGUGUAACAGAAAUUAAAAAACUUUAUCCUAAUGGAAUUGAUGCAAUUUUGGAUUGUAUAAGUGGACCAGAUACAAAUAAAUUGUAUGGUAUAUUAAAACCAUUAGGAAAGCAUGUCAUUUAUGGUAUGUCAAACUUAGUCACUGGAGACAGGAAAAACUUUUUAAACUUAGCAAAACAUUGGUUUCAUAUAGAACGUAUUAAUCCGUUGAAAUUACACGAUGAAAAUUUACUGUUAGGUGGAUUUUCAUUAAAAUCACUUCUCUUCUCUCGUGAUCCUAAUCAAACAGAAACGAAUAAAUUAAUUAUUGACGUAUGGAAUGAAUUAACAAAAUUAAUCGAUAGUCAAAAAAUUGAUCCAAUAGUUGAUAGUCAGUGGUAUUUAGAUGAGACUAAAGAGGCUAUGAUGCGUUUACAAGAAAGGAAGAAUAUCGGUAAAGUUGUUUUAAUCCCUAAACUGAAGGAAAAAGAUGCUGAAGAAGCGGUUGAAAAUACUGAGAAGCCGACAACAGAUGAAACAUCAACAAAUUCAACAGCUAAAUAGUCAGUUUCUUAUGAAUUACUACAUAAACAAAAAAAACAGACUGCUUGAUUUAUUAUUUGUUUUGUCUUCCUGUCAUAACUUGUGUUGCCAUUUAUGUGAUGUUUGUUUUAAUGAUCACUUCAUCAGAAGAUAAACUCCAUAUUUCAACAACAACAACAAAGAAGAGGAAGAACAAAUAAAUGUGACUAAUGAAUGUUCCAUAGAGAUGAAGUUUUCAUAAAGUCAUUUCCACUUAUCUUUUCAUCUUUUUUUGUUUGUUGAUAUAUGUUGUGAAGAGCUAUUAGUUGAUACCAGCAUAUAAACAACAUUUUUAUCGCAUGUCAACAUAUGAUUUUUCUAUUGAAAACUAUUCAUUUUGUGUUUUGUUCUGGUUCCGCUUUUUUUUGUUUUUUUUUUGUUUUGAAUAAACAAAAAUAUCGAUUUGUCAUUUUCAAUGUUCAAUGUGAUGUGAUAUUAGUCAUUUUGUUGUUUUUCAUCGGUUUUCUUUUUUCUUUUCUUUUUUUUCUAUUUUUAUUUUCAUUGAUUUAUUUGUUUAAAUUGGGUUAUAUUUGUUGAUUAAUAAUGGAAAUGAAAUUUUUGUGUUUGUUUAUUUGUUUUGUUUGUUUUUGGUUUUACAUUUACUUUAUAGUCAAUAUCACUAUCGUUAUUAUUGUUAUCAUUAAAAUGAAUGUUAUAAUGUUACAGAUUUUCUAGAUAACUACAUUCUUAUAUGUGACUGUUCCAUUGAAACUAGUAUCCUCUUGUUAAGUACAAUCAUGAAACUAAUAGUUUCUAAGUAAAAACAAAUGAAUAUGUGCUAUGACUGAUAUAAAUCGAGUUUGAUUUAAUUUGAUGUAAGUAAUGAGAAGAAGAACUUUUGAAU